AAAAUUUCGACAUUUUAAUAUUUCGGAGAAGUAGAUCAUCACUCGUUCGGUUCUCAGGAGUUUCAUUUUGUGUGAUAAGACUUACAAAAAAAAUCUAUUAAAUAACCAUAGCUUUUACAAAAAUGUCGUUCUCAAUACGAUUAGCUCAGAGAUAUUUCUCAAGCAGUCGCAAAUUCAAUGAUGUAGUCAUUGUUUCUGCCACACGAACACCAAUUGGAUCUUUCCAGUCAACAUUAUCUGGUUUAUCAGCUAGUCAACUGGGUGGAAUAGCUAUUGAUUCCGCAAUUAAACAAGCUGGGAUUGACAAAAAUGAUAUCGAUGAAGUUGUUAUGGGAAAUGUUGUAUCUGCUGGAAUGGGUCAAGCCCCAGCUCGUCAAGCAGCUAUUUUCGGUGGAUUACCAACAAAAGUAUGUUGUACAACAAUCAACAAAGUUUGCAGCAGUGGAAUGAAGUCUAUUAGUAUUGCAGCUCAAACUCUGAUGCUUGGUCAAGGCCAAGAAAUUAUCGUCGCUGGUGGUAUGGAAUCGAUGUCAAAUGUUCCUUAUUAUUUGAAGAGAGUACCUCUGCCCUACGGAGGUGUCAAUUUAAUUGAUGGCAUUGUGCAUGACGGUCUAUUUGAUCCAUAUAAUAAGGUCCAUAUGGGAAAUUGUGCAGAAAAUACAGCAAAGAAACUUAACAUUAGUAGGCAGCAACAAGAUGAGUUUGGUAUUACAAGUUAUAAAAGAUCUGCUGAAGCAUGGAAAAAUAAGAUUUUUGAUGCAGAAAUUACACCGGUGUCAAUUCCACAAAAGAAAGGAAAACCUGACAUUGUCAUAUCAGAAGACGAAGAGUACAAACGUGUGAAUUUUGAUAAAUUUGGCUCAUUAAGUACAGUUUUUCAAAAAGAAAAUGGAACUGUAACUGCCGGAAAUGCAUCAACUUUAAAUGAUGCUGGAUGUGCAAUGGUUCUAAUGACAGCAGAAGCGGCUGAAAAACAUAAAUGCAAACCUAUUGCAAGAAUUGUUGGAUUUGCAGACGCAGAAACUGACCCCAUUGAUUUUCCUAUUGCUCCAGCACUAGCAAUUCCAAAGUUAUUAAAACUAACAGGAAUCCGUAAAGAAGAUGUCGCAUUAUGGGAAGUUAAUGAAGCAUUUAGUCUUGUCGUUUUAGCAAACAUGAAACUUUUGGAAGUAGACAUUAAAAACGUAAAUGUUAAUGGAGGUGCAGUUAGUUUGGGACAUCCAAUCGGAAUGAGUGGAGCUAGAAUUGUUGCUCACUUAGCUCAUAAUUUGAAAAAAGGCGAAUUUGGAUGUGCUUCAAUUUGUAAUGGUGGUGGUGGUUCGACGAGUAUUAUGAUUGAAAAAUUAGAUGAUUCUUCUAGCACUAAAGUUCCUACAAUAACGCUUUAUACCCAUGACCACUGCUCACUUUGUGACGAUUUAAUUGAGGAAUUGGAAGUAAAAUUUUGUGGGCGAUACACAUUGGAGAAGAUUGACAUAACAAAGAAAGAAAAUCUAAAGUUUUUAAGACUUUAUCGACUUGACAUUCCUGUUUGCUUUUUAAAUGGUCAGUUCCUUUGCAUGCACACACUAAACGCUGACUUGCUGGAAAGAAGGCUUAGUAAGAUCGAAAAUUGUUUUCAUUGAAAUAAAUUAAUUCUCUUUUUAUUAAUCUUAAAUCCAUUUUUACACUGUUUUAUGGACAUUUCACUUUUACUUGACUUUCAUGUUCUGUUACAGUUCUUUGCUUAUCUAUUUGAGGAACUGUUUGUACUUGUUUCUUCGUACACAUGUAGUUUCGUAUCAAUCAUCUUGAAUCUCUUUUGUCCAGGCUCAAUAAUUUAUUUUUGUUUUUCUAAAAAUUUGAAAAUCCACAGAAAUAACACUUUUCAUUGUUAAUCAUGCUUAUGACUUCUUAAAUUAAAUAAAAAAUAUAUUUAUAAUAUUAAUAUAAUUAACACAUUUCAACUAUUGGAUAUGUACUGAAACAGCUAAAUGGACUUUCAAAUUUCUUGUUCUAUUACAAUCAGAGUCAUGUUUAAUUAUUUGUGGCCAAAAAAAUCAUUCCUUUUUUUAAAGAAGGAAUAAAAAAUUCAGCAGGUUUCGAAUUAAUUCAACAAUCAACUCCAAAUAUAAUAUUUAAAUACAGUUAAAGAGAAAGAAAAAAACAAAAAAUACAUUUAGAACGUAAGCAUUUCCUUAAUUUUUUCUUGUUUCUCUUCUCCAAAAGACAACAGCAAGAUGAGAAAACGAAGUUUUUUAAAAUUUGUUGCUUUAAAAUUUCAUUCAUGAAUGAACAACAUUAUAUUUCUGUUUAUUGCUACAUGAUUUUCUCAUUUUCAUCGUUAUUAUUUUUCUUAUAUAUUUAGAUUUCCCAUUGAAUAUGCUCACGUGGUGUAUGUUUAUUAUUUUUUUUUUAAUAAUAUAAUUAAAUUGGAAAUCAUUCGCAUUCUUAAUAAAUCUAAAUCUUCUCUCUCAAUAUAUACAGUAAUUAGUUAUUUUGAAUGAAUGAUAAAAGGAGAUAUAAGUGGAUUUUCUAUUUUUUGUAUUCCUUAAAAGAGACUUGAUUAUAAAAUCAUUCAGUACGUAUUAACUAAUUCUUUAAAGUAAACAUUAUUUUUGUUAUUUAUUAAUAUUUUUUUUCAUCUUAUCAUAAAUUCAUCAUUCGUUUUCAAUUUUAAAUCAGGCAUGAAUGGUAUAGUGAAGAACAUAAAAGUCAUUAUUUCUUGAUGUCCGUUUUCUAUUAGAAUUUAAUCUGAACAUUUUGGCAAAGAUUUUACUUUUUUUUAAAAAUGUGUUUGCUGAUUAUCCAGCAAGAGUUUAUUUAUUUUUGUGAAAAUCCAUUAGGCAAGUAAAAUAAUAAACAGCAACAAUUUCACUUCCAUUUGAUUGCACUACAUUGUUGGAUAUUAGAUAUAAAUGUUUGUCUCUCUUAAAAGGGAUGAAAAACCAGUCUGUUGAAAUAUUCAAUGAAUAAUGUUGAAUCAAUUUUCGUUUACAUUAUACGAAAUUUAAUCUUAUUUUGUUCUUUGAGGGCACUUACAUAUCGAAGUGCUACUAAGUGUAUCAUAUUGUUUACAUGCUAUUCUCGUUCCAUGUCUCUUUCUCUUUUUAAAAUGUGGUCAAAGCAUCAUCAGCUACCUCAAAUGUAUGUCAUUUUCAUUCCUAAACUCUUUGGUUUUAUGCACAUCAUGUUUUUUUUUAACAGAAGUAAUGCAGAUAAAUCUUCAAAACAAAACUAUCCUUACACAAUUUUGUAGUUUUUUUUUUGAUCAAAUCAAGAGGUUAAAAUUUCUAUACCCAUCUUUAAUGAUGGAUGAAAAGAAAAUAAAUUGUCAGAAAAUUACACAAUGGUAGAACUGCUGUGCGGAACUGUCGGACUACUCGUUGCUAAAUAUGAUGAAUGCUAAAAAGCAUGAAAAUUAUGUUACUAUUAAUAAACUUUGAAAUAAAUUGAUUUAAGAUAGAAGUCAUGAAUGCUUACCGGUCUCGCCCAAGUAUACACAAAACCAUCCUGACAUGCAGUAAGAAAGCAAUCCUCACGAAAAAUGAGUGCUGUAAGUCGUUCAUGAGCAAUUUUCUUACAAACUAAAGGCUCUAACACUGGACAUUCGUCAAAACGUGGACAAGCUGGAGUUCCAAUUAAUUUCAUCGCAUCAUAUGUUGUAGUUAUACUUCCAUUACUUUUAUUUCUUAAUGUUGAUGUUGCACUAUUACCAUCACAAUUUUGACUGCUAUUUCCUUUCUGAUCAACAGAAGUACCACUUCCUUUGCCGACUAAUGUAAAAUUUUUCUUACUUCCUUUAGAGCUUUUAUCACUUCCAAAACUAAAAUUUGUAAAUCUCUGUGUCAGCGUAUUGAAUGUCGAAUGAUUAUUUGUUUUUUCAUCAUUUAAUGAGACUUUUGUGGCACUUAAAUUAGUAUUGGAAUUAUUGCCAACCGAAAUUAAUGAUGCUUUGCCCUUCUUUGUGCUACUACUGCUUCCAUUAUUACAAUUAUCGUUUGUAAUAUUAUCACUUGCCACACUACUUCCACUCACACAAUUUAUUAAUUUACUAUUUGAUGAAUUCAUAGUUUUAAUGUGCGAAUUACUUAUGCUACUAUCAAUUGUGUCCUUAAUAAUUAAUGAUGUUGACGAACGAUCACCAUUUCCGCUAUUAUUUGCCGAACAAUCACCAUUAAUUUGAACUGAUUCAGUUUUAUUAUUACAUUGAGUUGAACUAUUAAGAAUAUUACUAUUAUGUUGCGGCUGUUGCUGUUGUGUUGGAUCAAGUGUACUUAAUCGAACCCGAUGAUGUGGUCUUAAAAUAUCCUCUGUUAUGUCCCACAAACACAAUUGUGUAUCUUGACUAACUGAGCCUAAACGAUAACAUAUCAAUUUUUCUGGUGCUAAUGUGCUAUCCCUUAUAGACGCAGAUCUAUGUCUCUUGUUAUUGUUUAAAUUACUACUUGUCGACAUUUCAUAUUGAUUCUCAUCGUCCGAAAAAUCAUUCUGAUCCCAUGUCGUUAAAGUUGUAUACGGAUCAAAUGCAACGACUGAGACCCAUGAACGAUGUCCUUGACAUCUGGCAACAACUCGCCUUUCAUUAAAUGAAUAAACUGUCACUAAAUCAUCUUCUCCGCCGACCACAAUAUAUUUACUAUCUGGGCUCCAACAAACACAUAAAAAUCCACCAAAAUAUGACCGUGCGAUACCUACAAGUUCCAUUGUUUCAUAAAGGAAGACACGCAAAAAUCCAUCUUGUGAUGCUAUGGCUAAAUUUGUGCCACAUGGUGAAAAGCAAAAUUCAUUAAUGCUACUAUUAUCACUGGCACAAGAAUAUGAACUCGAAUUGCUGCUUAUUGUAGACGACGAACUCGACGAUGACGAUGAAUUUACACUACUUCCAUUUGUUGCACAGUUCAGUCCAAAAGCCCAUUUAAAAAGUGGAUUUCUUGUUGAUUUUGAUUUACAUGUGACUACCGUAUAUCCGUCACCACAUUUAAAUGGCUGAUAUACUGGUAUUGUCGGCGAGCAAGGCAAUUCCUCAUUAUACAGAUACAAAUGACCUGAUGAAUGCGCAGCAAGAAAAAGAUUCGGUGAAUUUGGUAGCCAUUUUAAACAUGUCACUUUUGUUUUAUCAAUUAAUCUCUAUAAAAUUUUAAAGUAAUCAGUAUUAUAUCAAAAUGUUUUGACUAAAAUGAGUAGGAUAUUGUACCUCUUCAUUGAAAAGCUUUCCUUGCUCUUUCCGUCCGGGAUAUAUUAACUGAAUUUGACCAGUUGUGAAUCCAACUAAGAGAGGAGCACCUUCAUUCGUAGAUGUUGUCUGAUUAAAAUCGUGACAGCUUGGAUUAGUUCCUUUAUAAAGUUUCUUAUCUAUUGGU
Molecule: messenger RNA, 5342 nt
Organism: Chironomus riparius
Lineage: Eukaryota; Metazoa; Arthropoda; Insecta; Diptera; Chironomidae
Source: the annotation of a GenBank genome assembly